Messenger RNA from Olea europaea var. sylvestris, 1775 nucleotides. RefSeq lists its product as uncharacterized. The record is from RefSeq and is a predicted model, not a curated record. Bases 8 to 1171 code for a protein of 387 amino acids. Gene Ontology annotation, cellular component: nucleus; exosome (RNase complex). The transcript is spliced from 2 exons. NCBI's taxonomy places the organism in Eukaryota, Viridiplantae, Streptophyta, Magnoliopsida, Lamiales, Oleaceae.
CUCUUUUAUGCUUUUUAUGUACUUCCCAGGAACAUUGGUUCCUUCAACCAAAUCUGGAGAUUUAGUUGAUUUACCUACAAGAGCGACUCUUCGUUCUAACCAUCACAAGAGUUUUGAAAAAAACCGAGGGCCGUUCGUGCCAUUUGUGAUAAGUUUUUCAGAUGAGGACAGUGGUAGUGACCGCGAAGAGAGUAAACAGCCAGAUGCUUUACUAGCUAAAGGUAAAUCUCUUCUAUUAGAGAGAAGUAGAAGACCACCUGUAUCUUCUCUAUCAAAAUCACAAUCGCAAUCAUCAAAACAAACUACUAGAGCCAUGUCCAAAGUUAUGCCUAGGAGAGCGUCUCUCAGUCGCACAUUUGUUUCCUCAAGAAACAAAAUUCAUGGAGCUGCUUCUGGGAAUAGAUCCUCUUCUGGCUUGGGUCAUUUACCAAAACCAAAUGUCCAUUUGAACACCACUAAACUGCAAGACUUACGUCAGAUGAUUGCCAUUCGAGAAAAAGAAUUAAAGCUUAAGUCAUCUGGGAAAGAUAAAUCCUCAGGUUUGGGUUCACAUGGGACCUGUGAUACUAUGAACUUCAGGAAUGACAUGGGUAAGCAAACAACUCCAGCUGAAACAAAAGAACCUGAGAAGAAGCGCCUUAAAAUCACUGAACCUCGUCCAAAUACAAUGAGUGCAAGUGAACAAGAAGUUAUGCCUCCUGUGGAAUCAAUGUUAGCAUCAGAAAACUCUUUGUUAGAAAAUGAUUGUCGACAGAGUCCGGAGAAUUCUUGUCAUCGUGAAGGAAAAAAUAAGCCAGGCAUGUCUCAUGUAAUUCAUGCCGAGCAACAGGAUCAAGAUGAAAAUGUGGUCCCUGCUUCGGAAAAUCUACUUAUUGGUGCAAAAAAAGGGUCUGGUACCACUAGCCGCCAAACUGAAAAGAAAUCUAAAUCGGCGUAUUCUUCGAUGUUAGAACAAGCUAUGCAGAUGGCUAAUAAGGAUGAUGAAACUAUUCUAAAGAAAUCGGUAACUAGCAAAACCAUCUACAAUUUAUUAAGGUUUUUGUUCUUCAUCUUGACACAACAAUUUAGGACCUAUGAGAAUUUGCAUGUCCAAACCUUUCGGUCAAAUUGCAUCUCUGUCAUCCAUAACCCAUUGACUCCCUUUAUAAGAAAUUCUAAGGAAGCCUCAUAACUAAGUAGUGAUGAUAAUUAAGAUGCUCAUGUUUCCUGGUCUAACUUCAAUGCUCUUACCUUCAUUCACUAUGUUCUCCAAGGUAGCUCGUCCUCUAGCAGUUACUUCGCUUUGCUCCUUAUUCACAUAGCAGGAGAAAGAAAUGCUCUUUAUUGGUUGAGUUAUGUGGCAUUCAUAGUAUAUUCACCAGUGGUUUGAGAUCUGUAUUGCUUCUAUUUAAAGAAGAAAAAUCAACCUUCAAUCACCUAUUUACAGCUGUCAGUGAAAGUAUAAAGUCUAACGCCAGCUAUUUGCAUAUCUAUUCCUCCAGAAGUAAGUUUGCCAAUUGAAUCCAUUGAACGAAAGUCGCUGACAACGCCUUCCAAUUUAUCGUGAAAUUAUCAUCUCCAAUUUAUGAUUCAAAAACUAUUUUCGAGACACAACUGAUUGAGAUUUCCCCUAUAUAUCUAAUUUGAGAUUGAUCAUCAUAUUGUGUCACAAUCAUUUCCGCACUUUGUGGAUUAUAAAGACCUUCAGUUUUCUUCCUAUCUUUCUUUUAUUUUUUUUAGCUUGUGAAAUUUUUAACUUUUGCUCCCAGGAGCGGAGCCCAUUAAGGCCUAGUGAG